UGGGAUUUUUAAAGAAGCAAAGCAGAGGGCGAUCUCUGCCCCCCUUUUGCUGUUGCUGCUGCAGGUGAUGCUGCAAGACAGAUAACGGGAAUUUGAUCGGGGCAAACAGGCAGAGAGCUGGAUUUGGAUUGGGAAUAAAGAAGGGGAGGAGGGGGGAUUUAAAGCAAAAGAAGCGGAGGGAGAUUCGGACUACAGUGUAAGAGAGAGGGAAGAGAGCCAGCACAGAGCAAGGGAAGAGGUAGCGAAUGGAAGAAGAGAAGAGGAGAGACAUUGACUGGAGUCAUACGCAUGGUCAAGAAGAAACGGGUAUUUCAUGCGCUCGGCGUGCAGCCGUCUGAGUGGAUUGUUAAAAUUACCCACUGCUCUACAGUUAGAGGAGAGGCAAAGAUACACAGGCAGGCUGGAAGCAGAGAGCUGAAUGCAGAGGAUGAACAGGAGAUGUGGGCUCUGUGGCUGUGAUCGCCGUGCUCAAACCUCAUAGCCACUCUCGCUGGUUGUUGCAGGCCGUCAGCCUCGCAGGAAAGGCAUCAGCAGUCAGUACAGAAUGAGCUCCAAGUACUCCUCUGACUGGAUUCCCUACAGCACUUUAGACGAUGAGGGGACAAACCUCCGGCAGCAGAAACUGGACAGACAGCGAGCCCUCCUUGAACAGAAGCAGAAGAAGAAAAGGCAGGAGCCUCAGAUGGUCCAAUCCAAUAUAGAUGGGAGGUCCCGUGCUCGUUGGACCAAACAGAGCGAAGAGCAGGCACCGCUGGUCGAAUCAUGCCUCAGCAGCAAUAGCAGCACCAUCUAUCAUGUGCAAGAUGCUGAACGGGAUGAGGGGAAGGUGAUUUCGGACGCUCAGUUGCCUCGCUCAGCCAAAAAGAGCAAAGCAUCAGCCAACUCCACCCCGCAAACAGGCAGCGAAAAGAAGGAGAGGAAGGGGAAACACAAAGCAGCGAUCAACAGCCCGGCAGCCCACCAGGAUGACAACCAGAUCCAGAUCCUAACGGUGGGCCAUUCUGCUGCAGAGGAGGGCGAGGCCGAGCCGGUUAUGAGCUGCACUCAGUCACAGAGUAAGCAGGACCUCCGUGUCACCAUGCUCAAGAAAGGUAUAUCUAGCAGUAUGAAUUUUGAUGAAGAAGAGGAUGAUGAUGAUGAAAUUAGCUCAAGUUCUUCACAGCUCAACAACAACACCAGACCAGGCUCUGCCACCAGCAAGAAGUCAUGCAAGGAGGUGGCCUCAGCACCCACUCCGCCAGCCACCGAACCUGCCAUUGAUGUUGACGACCUGGAGGAGUUUUCUCUGCGACCUGCACCGCAGGGGGUCAGAGUGAAGUGCAGAAUCACCAGGGACAAGAAAGGCAUGGACAGAGGAAUGUAUCCUACCUACUAUCUUCACCUGGAGAGGGAGGAUGGCAAGAAGGUAUUCCUGUUGGCUGGAAGGAAAAGGAAAAAGAGUAAAACUUCAAAUUACCUCAUCUCCAUUGAUCCCACAGAUCUGUCUCGUGGUGGGGAGAGCUUCAUAGGAAAACUGAGGUCAAACCUCAUGGGAACCAAGUUUACUGUUUAUGACAACGGUCUGAACCCCAUGAAGAGCACCACCAGCCUAGAAGCCAGCAAUCUUCGCCAAGAGCUAGCUGCCAUUUGCUAUGAAACCAAUGUUUUAGGAUUCAAAGGACCUCGCAAAAUGAGCGUCAUUAUUCCUGGAAUGAACAUGGACCACGAGAGAGUGUCCAUUCGGCCGCGUAAUGAGCAUGAGUCACUGUUGGCCCGGUGGCAGAACAAGAACACAGAGAGUGUGAUUGAACUUCACAACAAGACACCUGUGUGGAAUGAUGACACGCAGUCCUACGUUCUAAACUUCCAUGGCAGAGUCACGCAGGCAUCUGUUAAAAACUUUCAAAUCAUUCACGACAAUGACCCUGACUACAUUGUGAUGCAGUUCGGCCGUGUGGCAGAGGAUGUCUUCACCAUGGACUAUAACUACCCAAUGUGUGCGCUGCAAGCCUUUGCCAUUGCCCUCUCCAGCUUUGAUAGUAAACUUGCCUGUGAAUAGACUCACGUCUGAGGUUCAGAGAAAAGCUGGUUCAUCUGUUCUUAAGGGCUGCUUGUGUAUCCCUUGGGUUGGUUUGAGAUCUUUAAAUCACCCAGUACCUUGGAACUCCUGCAUACUGCGAAAUAGAUUGUGGGCUUCAAGUUGUAGGUGUCUAUGUGUGCCUGAGGUUGAAAAAGGGGCAAAUGGUCAUCAUCUUUGGAAGAAAACAAGCACAAAAAGAAACCAGUUGCAAAAUCAAAGAAAUUGGUCUCGACGCAUAUUGUAAUUUUGUAUACUGCUAUUGCAAAAUAAAAAUCUACACUGUUUCUUUAUGUAGUAGUUAUAUCUUUAAUAUUUCUUUACUUGUAAACUUUAACUAACCGGCACACACAAGUAUGUUUGAGCAGCUCCGUGGAUUUAUUUUCUGUAGUCUACAGCACAGUCUCACCCAUCAUCUUGCAUUAAUUCUUCUCAGUAAAUCAAAAAUAACACGCUCAUCACCAUAUUUUGUUAUUUCCAUAUUUCAUGCAUGGUAAUUUUGUUUGCUACAAUAAUUUGUAACAACUUCAUAUGUAUUGGCUGUUUGGUGCUGCAAACGUUUAUCAUCGCAAGAAAAUCACUUGCUUCCAAAAAAAUCAAUUAGAGACUCAGACUCAAAAGGCAAAGGCAUGUUACACAGUGCUGUCUACUACAUAUUGCGUCACACUGUUCAAUGUGAAUGUACAGGAUGAUGGUGCACUUUACUUUGAAUUAUGUAAUGGGAAGAUUUAAAGCUGGACAUACUUUAUUGUGCCUUUGAAGAUGAAUUCCAAUGUUAAAGUUUGGCAACAAAACAACUUGAACUUGAAUUAAUUUUUGUGUUUCUUGCUGUCCUCACGUUCCCUGAAGAUAUUUCUCUAAAUUUCAUUUGCCUAAGGCAUACAUUCAGAUUUUUUUUAAACACAAUGAGUUGCAGAAAAUUCAAGAGUUUGUAUCGAAAGUGCUUAUUGCUGGAAAAUGUUUCAGUAAUGGUCCAUCUAUAGUUAAAUUAUGAUGUGCCCUACAACUUCACUCUGCUUAUGACCUUCAGAGUUUAUUAACAACACAUGAACAACAAUCGACUUCUUGCCAACAAAGAGUGUGAAUUCACCUUUUGUUUCCACACAUAUUGUUUUUUUCUUUUAUAAACUUUAUGCCCCAUAUAGGAGUUUAAUACAUUCCUCAUCUAACUGGCUGUAAAUCAGUAUAUUUGCACAUAUCACGUUUUUAUUCACAAUAUUGGUCUGCGCUUGGGUCAGGAUCUUCUUUUGUUAAAUGUAAAGUAGUAGAUAUUCUAUUUUACAACCAUUUAAAAAAAUGCUGAAUGACAGCAAAGAACAAUCUCUGAUACCGCUAUUGUUAUGUGGGUUAUGAGAAGAUCUUUAACAAAUGUGCUAUUCUUGUACUCAGUUGUGUUCUAUUUGAAAUUUCUAUUUCCAAAUGGUUGAUACUCUUGCUGUAAAGUCUAUGCUAUUCUCACAUGUGUCCAGGACCCGAAGGUUCUGUCAUUUUCUGGUUUCAGUGCUCUCGUCAUUAUGUACAGUCAAUGGUGUACAAUUUUACUCUGGUGGUAUAAACAAAGUCCUUUGAUCAUGAAGAAAAUAAACGUAUGGUAUGUCAAAUGAAA
Girardinichthys multiradiatus is the source of this 3662-nucleotide messenger RNA. It is a transcript of the gene tub, whose product is annotated as TUB bipartite transcription factor. The transcript is spliced from 12 exons. Gene Ontology annotation, biological process: protein localization to cilium. The coding region runs from base 545 to 2038 and encodes 497 amino acids. Gene Ontology annotation, cellular component: cilium. The record is from RefSeq and is a predicted model, not a curated record. Lineage: Eukaryota; Metazoa; Chordata; Actinopteri; Cyprinodontiformes; Goodeidae.